Molecule: messenger RNA, 3059 nt
Organism: Phacochoerus africanus (Common warthog)
Lineage: Eukaryota; Metazoa; Chordata; Mammalia; Artiodactyla; Suidae
Gene: CMPK2
Product: cytidine/uridine monophosphate kinase 2
Exons: 5
Coding region: 155-1504 (449 amino acids)
Biological process (GO): dTTP biosynthetic process; dUDP biosynthetic process; dTDP biosynthetic process
Cellular component (GO): mitochondrion; cytoplasm
Molecular function (GO): dTMP kinase activity
Source: RefSeq, a predicted model, not a curated record
GGCGGCGAACAGGAGGCGGGGGCCCAAGCCCGAGAGGGCGCCCAUCCAGGGCCCCGCCCGCCGCCUUCUGUGGCUUCAAUUUCGUUUCCCGGGCGCCGCCCGCCUUGUCCCUGGUUUCAUUUCCCAGCGCGCGGGGCGGGACCUGGAGGAGCCGAUGGCCUUCGGCCGCGGCCCGCGCGCCCCGCUGCUGCUCGCGCGCCUCUCGGGGCUGCGGCGUGGGGCCUGCGCUCGCGCCAUGGAGCUGCCGCGCUGCUUCGCGCUGGAGCUGCCCGGCUGCACCCUGGCUCACUUCGCUGUCGAUGACGAGGCCCCGGGCACGCACCCCGACCCCCACGCGGCCGCGCUCCUGGGACCUCCGGGCCGCAGCUACUCGCUGAGCGUGCCGGUGGCCGAGGGCGCCGGCUGCGCGGCCCGGGUUCGCGCGGCCCGGUUGCACCAGCGCCUGCUGCACCAGCUGCGCGGCAGCCCCUUCCAGCUGUGCCAGCUGCACAGGCUGCUGUGCUACCAUCCGGGCAGCGGGGCGGGCGGCCUGCAGCACGGCUUCCUGCUCCACGAUCCCCGCGACAGCCCUGACACCCGGAGCGCUUUGCUGGCGCUGCUGGACGCCUACCGGGAUGCCCCGCGCCCGCUCCUGGCCGAGUUCGCGGGCGACGCGGGCCGCCAGCUGUGGCGGCGCCCGUGGGAGCUGCAGGACGAACACGGGUGGCGGCAGGUCGGCAGCGAGCUUGUCGUGCCCGCGCCGGAGCCCGCGCUGCACCCGGUGGUGCCCGACCUGCCCAGCUGCGGGGUCUUCCCCCACCGGGAGGCUGCCCGCGCCGUUUUGGAGGCGUGUACAUCCUUCAUUCCCGAAGCCCGAGCCGUGCUUGACCUGGUUGACCGGUGCCCGGAGCAGGUCCAGAAGGGGAAGUUCCCAGUUAUCGCCAUUGAAGGAUUGGAUGCCACAGGUAAAACCACUGUGACCCAGUCAGUUUCAGAUUCACUCAAGGCUGUUCUCCUAAAGUCGCCACCUGCUUGCAUCAGCCAGUGGAGGAAGAUCUUUGAUGAUGAACCAACAAUCAUUAGAAGAGCUUUUUACUCUUUGGGCAAUUAUAUUGUGGCUUCUGAAAUAGCUAAAGAAUCUACCAAAUCGCCUGUGAUUAUAGACAGGUACUGGCACAGCACGGCCACCUACACCAUAGCCUCUGAGGUGAGUGGGGGUCUCCAGCACCUUCCCCCCACCCACCACCCUAUAUACCAGUGGCCCAGGGACCUGCUCAAACCCAACCUGGUCCUGCUGCUCACCGUGAGUCCAGAGGAGAGGAUGAAGAGGAUCGAGGGCCGGGGCCUGGAGAGGACCAGAGAGGAGGUUGAGCUGGAGACGGACAGCAUAUAUCGUCAAAAGGUAGAAGUGUCCUACCAGCGGAUGGAGGACCCUGGAUGCCACGUGGUGGAUGCCAGCCCUUCCAGAGAAAAGGUCCUCCAGACCGUUUUAAGCAUAAUCCAAAAUAACUGUAAUGUGUUGUGAUGCCUCUGGGCCGGACGGACAUUGUGCUGGAUUUGCUGUUGUUGGACACAUCUGAGCCCACGGCCAGUCUUGCAGUUUCCCCAGCUUUCAGUUGCAUAAGCACGUUGUGUGGCACAAGACUGGACAUGACAGUUUUACCUAAACCGCUGUUCUCGCUGCUGACCGACGGACCAAUCAGGGUUGAGACUGGGCGCGUUCCUGUGAGAGAUGGUGAUUGCUUCCGCCAAGUGUAACAAACGUUUUCUGGAACUUCUUUUACCUCCGUCUCUACCAAAUGCCUCCACGGUUGGUCUCCUCGGACAGCAGCGGGAGAGGGACCGAAGGAACCACGAAGCUCCUCCCGCCUCGUCCGUGCCCACACCGGCCACUGGUGAGACCUUGAGGUGCCCGGGGCUGGCUUCUUCCCAAUUCCUCCCAUCCUGCCGAUUCCAUCAGCCCCCGAAUCCUAGAGCCAAGCGAUCCGGAAGAACGCAUCCUGCGUCCGGCUGUCAGAAGACCUUCCCACGUGGCCCAUCUUGUGGCGGGGGGGUCCCUGACCCGCAAGGCGUCUGCCCUGUCUGAGGCUUCCAGCCCCGGAGAGGGUUCUCUUGGUUAGCACCUCAACGUCAAUCACAGAAGAGACCAACCCAAGAUGCCCUGAAUACACACAUGCCCGACAGCCCUCGAGUUCUGUUCUGAUGAUGUGUAUGCCGCUCCUUUGCUCGGACGACCUGGCUUUGGGUAGAAUGUGUGUUUUGCACUAAAGUAGAUUCUUAAACGGAGCCAGCACAGCAAUAUAAUUAUAUUGAUGUUUACAUCUUGUUUGUCCUGGAGUAGGGACUGGGCCUUCCAUCAGAACUGAAGCCAAGAAGCCAAAUGCAAAGCUGCUGGUGUGUUUUCCUCAGACAGAUUUAAUUGAUCUUACUAAGUCAGCACAGUGGGUCCUGGAAUGGGAUUUCUUGGUGAAUUAUCUUGCACUUGAAUAUCUAAGGAUUACAUGUGAAGUCAGCAUGUAAUGGGGAUCUUUUUGGCUAGAAAGAAAAAUAGCUGAGAAAAGAGGAAACUUCAUCAGUGUGUGGCCUUGGUGAGACUUGUAGCAUCCCUGUAACUUGAUCUAAAAACUGAUAGUAUUUCUUUAUUUCUCUUAAGGAGUAGGCUGAACCAGGCAAUUAUUUAGAACUGCUUCCAUUUCUAGGAUAGAUUGAAUCCGUCAGUUAUUUGAAGGGAUUCUCUCAAGAAGACAUCCCCCCCCCCCCGAUGUGUCUAUCGGGUUUAUCACAUAUGGACUCUUAAACUAUAAUAAAGUGUAUAUUAACUGUAUUAUUUUUCAAAAGCACUAUCGGUAUUUUACACAUAAUAUAUCUAUGUAUAUAAAGAUGUAAUUUCAUUUGAAAAUAUUUUUUAAAGCUGCUAAGUCACACUGGAUUCUUUCAGAUACGAUGUCUAAGUAUGCCACUGAGGUCACUCACUUCGGAUAUUUUGAAAAGCUUGUCCUGGAAGCCUAGCACCGCAAACAUUUCAUGCUUUCUUUGUGGCCCUUGCAAAUGAAUAAACGUGCUGUGAUUUUCUCACCCUU